Nycticebus coucang (slow loris) is the source of this 6940-nucleotide messenger RNA. It is a transcript of the gene KLHL33, whose product is annotated as kelch like family member 33. Gene Ontology annotation, molecular function: protein binding. The transcript has 5 exons. The coding region runs from base 2632 to 5037 and encodes 801 amino acids. Lineage: Eukaryota; Metazoa; Chordata; Mammalia; Primates; Lorisidae. The record is from RefSeq and is a predicted model, not a curated record.
UGAACUACUAACUCAUCUUUUAUGCUCUAAUAACCACUUACCUCUUCCCCAUUCUUUUGUCCCCACCUAUCUGCUCCUUCCAAUCCCCCUACUAUGCUCUCUGAAACUAAUAGGCUGUCAUUUGCCAAAUUCUCUGUCCUCGGCUUUUUUUCUUGCUGAGACAUGGUUUCUUGUGAGGACUCUGCUUUUCCUACCACUUUGUAGUGGUGGUGUUUCUCGUGCCCAUUGUACCACGGAGGUGGUAUAGUUGUCCUCAUUUUUACUCACAAUAUUUCCAGGUGAUUCUCCCUCAUCCCUAAUUUAUCUCAUCUUUGGAACUCUACCUCACUGACACCACUCUUGUCAUAAAUCUUCUUUGGGUUUGUUUUGUUUGAGACAAGGUCUUAUUCUAUUGCCUUGGCUAGAGUUCAGUGGCAUUAUCAUAGCUGUCUCUGCAAUCUCCAACUCCCUGGCUCAAGCGAUCCUCUCACCUCAGCCUCCCAAUAAAUGAGACUGUAACCAUGUAACUCCAGGCCUGGCUAAAUUUUGUUCUUUGAUUUUGUAGAGAUGAGGUCUUGCUAUUACCCAAACAAUCUUUCCACCUCAGCCUCACUGGGAUUACAGUGUGAGCCAUUGCAUCCAGCUUCCAUAAUCUCUUAACUUCUCACAGUUCAGUCCUUCAGUUGUUCUGUUUAAACAUUCAUUUGCAGUGACUUCAUCCACUGUUACACAUUAAAACCAUUUUGUGCUGGACACGGUGGCUCAUGCAUAUAAUCCUAGCACUCUGGGAGGCUAAGGCAGGAGCCUUGUUUGAGCUCAGGAGUUUGAGACCAGCUUGAGCAAGAGUGGGAACCUGUUUCCACAGUAAUAGAAAAAUUAGCCACAAAAAAUCAAAAAAAUAAAAAGAAUAGGGCGGCGCCUAUGGCUCAAGGAGUAGGGCGCCGGUCCUAUAUGCCAGAGGUGGCGGGUUCAAACCUAGCCCCGGCCAAAAAAAAUAAAUAAAUAAAGAAGAAAGAAAAAUUAGCCAUGUAACUGUAGUCCCAGCUUCUUGGGAGGCUGAGGCAGGAGAAUUGCUUGAGCCCAGGAGUUUGAGGUUUUGAGGUUGCUAUGAGCUAUAAUGAUGCCAUCAUCAGAGUGGAACUGUCUCCCCCUGAAAAAGACAUUUCGAUAUUUGAUAUUGGUGACUCCUACUUUUAUAUUUCCAACUUAGACUUCUGCCCGUUAGCAUCUCCACUUAGAUGCUUAAUAGGGAUCUCAAAUUUAACAUACUCAAAAUUGAACUUAAGCUUUCCCCAACUUAAGUCUUUUUCCUGUUAAUGACAAGUCCAUCCUUUUUCAUACCAAAGCACCUUGAUAAUAUCUUUGACACUUUUCUUUCAUCUCUUUCAAUUCAUCAGAUCCCUUUGGCUUUACCUUUAAAAUAUUCCAGAAUCUCAUUUCUCCUCACUUACUUUGCUGCCACCUUAUACCAAGUCAGAUGUAUAAAUCUGCAGUAUCUUUUUUUUUUAUUAAUGUUAUUUUUUUAUUGAGACAGAGUCUUAAUUUGUCACUCUUGGUAGAAUGCUGUGGUGUCAUAUCUCACAAAAACCUCAAACUUUUGGGCUCAAGCGAUUCUCUUGCCUCAGCCUCUCUAGUAGCUGGGGCUACAGGUGCCAGCCACAGCUCCUGGCUAUUUUUUUGUUGCUUAUCAGGCCCGGGCCAGGUUCAAACCCACAAGCCCUGAAGCAUGUGGCUGGCCAGCACCACACCUAGAAGGACAGUCAUGGUUGCCACUCAGAUUCAUGUUUGGCAGCCACACCCUGUGGUCCUGGAAGGGCAGAAUAAAGAGGUCACAAAGUAUUUACUGGCUGAUUUGAUCCUUCUAUGUGAUUUUUAAAAUGAUUUGCCUGGUCUGAACAAUUAGAACUUCCAGGGUUAGACUUUCCAGGGUCAGCAGACUUGAGAGAGGAGCACGAAAAGGAAAAGGGUAGGCAUUACCUGAAGUAGGGUAAAGGUCUCUGCAAAGCCCACUGUGUGCAUAGCCACAGCUAUGAUGUUAGCAAAGGCCAAAAUGAACCCUGUGGAAAUACCAAGCUCUGGACCCAGGCUACGUGAGAUAAGGAAAUUUUUGCCACCUGAGAGGAAAAAAAAAAGAGGAACUGAUGUGUGGUCCCAGCAAUUCCUGACAGGACUGGGGACCCUUAAGGAUCAUAAGGUUACCACAGACUAACCAGCCAUUAGUGGAGAUGGCUGAGAUAGAUAAACGAGUGCUAGUAGUGACUGAGGCUGAGAGCAGGAUAAUGAGCCAUGUGAGCCCUGGGAUGGGAAGGAAGUGCAUUCAUUCAUGCUGCACCCUAGCAUGAGAAUGGUGGGUCUGGCCUAGCUCACUCCACCCAAUCCCCUCAUCCUCCUUGGUUUCUGAAUUUGCCUAGCUCAGCACCCAGGGGUGACCUGCAGGUGGAAGGGUGGGCUGUUAAUCCAGGACGGGGCUCAGAGGAUUGGGUGUUGGAAUCCUGGCACCACAAGCCAGCACCUAGCCAGCACUGGCUAUAAUUAGCCUACUAGGAUGAGGAGCAAGUUCCCUCUGCCACUCCGCCCCAAGCAGAGGGAGCCUCAAGUGAGAGGGCCCACAGAAUACUGGUGUCUCCUGAGGCUAUCCAGCAAACCCGGGCUAUGAGCGUCUCGGACACUGCACAGUUUUCCUCCGGCCUGGAGAGUGUCUCUCUUCAGGUCCAGAAGGACUGCCUUGGACUCCCUUUGCCCGCUCCGAGAACCCCCUGCUGGCCUCCCUCCCCCGAUGAGGAUCCCGGUUUGCCCUCCUUUCCUCUCGAAGAGCCUGGCCCCAGGCCCUUGAUGCCAGGGAACCUUCCAUCUCCAGCCUCGUCCUUAGAGGAAGAAGAGGAUGAGGACGAUGAAGACGCGGUGGAGGCACUGCGCAGUGAGGAGCAUACGAGCCAGUUUUUCGCCGAGGCACAGCGGCUGCGGGAGCAGAAGUUGCUGCUAGACGAAGAGGUGUCAGUCGCCGGGCAGGUAUAUGGGGUGCAUCGCGUGAUCCUGGCGGCGGUCAGCAGCCUCUUCCGGGAAAGGCUGCUGGGCCGCGGAGGGUCGCGGAUCCCUUUCAGCCUCGAUGUGGCCCCGCGGGGCUGGGAGGCCAUGCUGACCUUUGCCUACGAGGGGGUGCUGGGCCCCGCCCCGCUGGGCGAUGUGCUGGCUGCAUCCGAGGUACUAGGAGCGCCCCGGAUGAAAGCCGCUGCCCUGCGGAGACGCGCGGAAGCUGAAAACGCUGGGGAAGAUGAAAAGAAGCCCAGCCAGGCAGAGGAGCUGCGGGAGAACCUGCGGGGCAUUGAGUUCUUGUACCGGGAAGGCGUCGGCUGUGAUCUGAAGCUGGAAGCAGGCAGCUGCCAGUUGCGGGGUGAGGGCCUGUGGGACGCAGUGCAUCGAGCAGCCCUGGCCUGUGGCAGUGAGUUCUUUGGGGCCAUGCUUCUAAGUGGGAUGAGAGAAUCCCAGGGCACAGAGGUGUCUCUGCAUACCAUGUCUACCCAGGACCUGCGACUCCUCGUCUCUUUUGCCUACUCUGGGGUUGUGCGGGCAAGGUGGCCAGGACUACUGAGAGCUGCCCAGGCUGCCCUGCAGUACCAGAGCUCUUCCUGCCUGGAUUUGUGUCAGAAAGCCUUGGCAAGGGGCCUCAAUCCUGCCCGUUGCCUGGCCCUAUUUCCCAUGGCUGAAGUCCCAGGGUUGGAGCGGCUCUGGAACAAAGCACGUCACUAUCUCCUUACCCACCUGCCCGCUGUGGCUUUGUGCCCCACUUUCCCUUUUUUACCAGUUGCCUGCCUGGCUGAAUUGCUGGAUAGUGAUGAGCUCUACGUGCAGGAGGAGUUUGAGGCCUUUGUGGCUGCACGGAGUUGGCUAGAUGCUAACCCUGAGACCCAGGAGUCAGAUGCCAAGGCCCUGCUGCAAUGUGUCCGCUUUGGCCGAAUGUCCACCAGGGAGCUGCGGAGGGUGCGGGCAGCUGGGCUUCCCCCAUCUCUGUCUCCAGACCUGCUGCACCAGCUGAUGGUAAAGGCUGAUGUUCCAGGCCCAGAGAGGCGGAGGGAGCCUGACCAGGCACUGGUGGUGAUUGGUGGGGAUGGGAUAAGAUCAGACAUGGCCCUGAGACAACCAUCCCGAGGAGUGUGGUGGGCUCGGGCCUUCCGCUGUGGCAUGGGACUGGUACGAACUGUGGAAUGGGGGCGGUUGCCUGCCCUGCCUGCCCCAGGGCGCUUCCGGCAUGGGGCUGCAAGUGUGGCAGGAAGUGAACUCUAUGUGUGUGGGGGACAGGAUUUCUACAGCAACUCUAACACCCUGGCCUCAACUCUCAGGUGGGAUCCAAGUCAAGAGGACUGGGAAGAGAUGGCACCUUUGCACCAGGCUCGGAGCUUGUUCCCCCUGGUAGUGCUAGAUGGACAACUUUAUGCCCUGGGUGGAAGAGACAAUGGUGUUGCCCUCAACUCUGUGGAGACCUAUAACCCUGAGCUCAAUGUCUGGAGGCCAGCACCUGCACUUCCAGCACCGUGCUUUGCCCACGCAGCUGCCGUUUUGGAGGGCCGGUUGUAUAUGAGUGGAGGCUGUAGUGGAACUGGCCAAUACCUGGCCUCAUUGCUACACUAUGACCCUAAACUUGAGAAGCCAGGGACACUUCUGAGCCCUAUGGGGGUCCCUCGGGCUGCCCAUGUCAUGGCUGCUCUGGGUGGGCAAUUGUAUGUGGCAGGUGGGCUAGGUGAGACUGGGGACCUGCUGAGCUUUGAGACCUAUGAACCAAAGACUGAUAGCUGGACUCAGCUGGCACCCCUGCCCUCCCCUCAUGUGGGAGCUGCAGGUGCUGUGCUGCAGGGGGAGUUCCUGGUGCUGGGGGGUUACAGUCACCAGACUUAUGCCCUCUCCCACCUUGUCCAUGCCUAUUGUCCUGGCCUGGGCCGAUGGCUUUGUCUGGGGACUCUGCCAAGGCCUCGGGCUGAGAUGCCUGCCUGCCUGCUGACACUUCCCACUGUGCAAUGUGUAGCUUUGGGUACCACCCUGCACCAAACCAAACCUGCUAGGUGAAGGAGGAGCAGCAAUGUAUGGUGAGGAGGAAGGGAUAAGAAAUAUAAAAGAGAGAAGAGAGAUUAUAAGAGGAGGGAGAAAAGGCUUCAUUCUUGAUAGUAUUUUAUUCUCUAACAGUGCUUUACAGCUUAUAACUGCUUUUGUAUAUAUGAUCUCCAUUGAGGAAAUGGUGGUUCCAGAACUCUUGGGGAAAGGGAGGCACUGGAUACCUGGGUAAGGAGAGGACACCCAGGAGCAACUCCACAGCUUGAGGACUGUUGACAGGGAAAGCUCAUCUGGUUUAGAAGAAUCAUGAAACUCCACAAGCCAAAGCAUAGAGGCCAUGAGAGGACAAUUGGAAAAGUGAUUCUGACCCAUGGAUCAAAGAAAAAAUGUGGAAAUACCAUCCAUGAAAGAGUCUGAGGAGUAUGGGAGGAAGGACUGUAACUUGCUCAGCCCUUCUCCUUCCCAGUACCUGCUCCUUUCUACUCCCCAAAUCCUGGGAUAUCUAAAUCCUUUCAACAAUAUUCUCUCUCAGGUAACUUUGUAGGCCCCGCCUAGCAUUUCCCCAGCCCAAACACCUCAGGCUGCCCCUGAGAAAGUCUUGGUUUCCACCCAGUUGUGGACAACAUGGGGGUCCUGAGGGCCUGCUAGGGCAAUGAGGCAGCAGUGAUGUGUGGGGGAAGGUGAGGAGAGCAGAGGCCAACGAGGGAGGGGCCCACAGUGGACAAAAGAUGAAACGAAGUUUGAGGGGAUGGAGCAGAAGUCAGAAAGCUAUCUGGCUUCUUUCCUUCCCUUUGGGCAAACUGAGUGAUCAGGAAUGAAAACGGGAUGGUUGUGGCUUGAGGCCCCAAGUCAUGAGAGGAAGUGACAGAGAGGCAGAGAAGACCCAGACAAGUCAUUUCUCCCUUUCAGUCCAUUUCCCUCAGAGUUUUUUAAAAAUAAAUUUUACUUUUUCUUGGCCAGGGAAGAUUGUCAGAUGCUUCCUCUUUCUGCCUUCCUCCAUUUUGUUUCCCCAUCCCCGUUCUUUUCUUUCUCUUCUCCUUUCUCCUUCGUACAGUUAUUAAUUACCUACCAUGUGCCAGGCACUCAGGUGGUAGCAAGCAUGCAAAGGUCCUGAUGAGCAGACAGACUGGGAAACAAAUUCAAGUUUUACAGUGGACUUGUAGGUAUGGACAAAGUCGUCUUGAGAGCCCAGAGGAUGGAAUAGUGAACUCUGCCCUGGAAGACUUAUGUUAAGAAAGGUGUGCUUGGAACUGGAUCUUGAAGGCUGCCCAGAAAGUCACCAGUUAGAUAGAGCAGGGGGGAUGCAUUUCAGACAGAAAGAAAGACACGAGUGGAACAUGCUGUGCCCUGUUUCUCAGUAGGAAAGAAGUCAGUAUCAGAGGUUCUACAGAGAAUUCUGCUGCUCUUGCCACCUACCCUCUUCUCUCGAGCCUUUCUGAAGAUGAUGGCUUUCAUUUAACAAUUGUAUAUUCCCUCCAUAGCGCCCCUAAAUCUUUUCUGUCUGGUAUUUCCAUUUCUGCCCCCUCAGCAGCUCAGGGAAAAGAAGGGUCAGUUCUUUGUGCAGGUCAAUUAUCUGUUACCAUCCUCUCUUAAGAUUGUCAUGCUCCUAAGUGAGAUAAUGUAGCCUCUUUUCUUCAUUCUGGCCUCAGAAGUACUUGACAUGUUUAUUUAUUUUUUUGAGAUUUCAUUAUUUUACCAAGAUUUUUUUUUCUAUUGUCUCUAUUUAAGAUAGACCAGGAAUAUAAUUGAAAAUGAGGUGGGGUAAGUAGGACAUAUAAGAAAAAAGAGAAGAAAGAAUGAAGAGGAAAAGGGAGAAGGAUAUUCAAGAUGAAAAACCAUAAAGCUUGGGUGAACUUAUGUAAACAUUUUCUUUGUGAUUUGUACCUAAAGACAGGAAUAAAUAAAAGUUUCACAUUGA